Messenger RNA from Scaptodrosophila lebanonensis, 3310 nucleotides. RefSeq lists its product as uncharacterized. NCBI's taxonomy places the organism in Eukaryota, Metazoa, Arthropoda, Insecta, Diptera, Drosophilidae. Gene Ontology annotation, biological process: chromatin remodeling. The record is from RefSeq and is a predicted model, not a curated record. Gene Ontology annotation, cellular component: cytoplasm. The transcript is spliced from 8 exons. The coding region runs from base 5 to 3265 and encodes 1086 amino acids.
UUGCAUGUUGGAUACUUUAUAUCCGAAGGAAUCCAUAGUAAACAUGUCUUCUGUGGAGACCUAUUUGACGCAAAUUAAGCCCGCCAUUGAUAAUUUUAUAAAACAGCCAACCAAACAGACUCUCGCACAAGUAGAAGAAGUGGUGAAGGAUUUUGAAUUUGGGCGAAUGCCUAUUUUCCAUACGCAGGUUUUAGUGCCCUUGGUAAUAAAGUUAGAUGAGCUGACCGGAGAGAGCCAGGAACUGCGAACUAUUCUAUUAGACUGCCUGCGCCACAUUAUUUCCAAACUUCUUCUGUCAAAUGAGAAGGGCUUACGCUCCAUAUUGGUGGUAGCGCUACAGCAGAUUCGGGAUCCAAAAAGUGGCAUAACACGUCCCAAUCUUUCAGAGGAGAUUAAACUGGCAGCUGUCCUUUGCAUCAUGGCAGCCUUGCGGAAUUCUUCAAGCGAUGUGCAGGAUGCAUUUUAUACAAAAGCCACAGAGGUAAUAAUUGGUCAGAUAUUGCGUACGCUGUUGGAAUUCAUCGCCUAUGAAAAGUAUCGGAAGCUAGUCAACGAAUCUUUGCAAUGUCUUAUGGUAGUGUUCUAUGUGGACGACAAAGCCAACUCGGGCGAUGUUGUUCUGCGCAAUCAAGUAGCCAAUAUCGCGUUCAUAUUUCUACCAAAAGUAGUCACAGUACUAUUCAAAACAUGCAUGGCUGAUGAUAAAGUGGGUGAGAACAUAAAGACGACAGCUGUGAAAGCUUUGGGUCGGAUUAUUUGCAUAAUGUUUGAGGAAACUACGGAUGAUUUUCAAAAGUCACGCUACGACCUUCAGUCUUUCAAAAUGAUCUUCGACUCCAUCAGCCGUUAUGAAGAAUCUCCCAUUUUUGGGAACAGCAAACCAACGGGUGCACAAUUAGAAGAGCGUCUGAAACAACACCAUGCCGAGCUCCGCUCUGCCAAAUGGAUUUCGGAAACUUCACAGCGUAUGCGACCUAUCUUCGUUGGGACAAGCAUUUUGCGUGCCCACAAUUCGGUAAAAGUGCGAAAAGAGUAUGCAGAAAUGUGUUGUCUGUUGCUCAGGCACUGCGCACAUAAUUUGAAGCACAACUUUAUACAUCUACUGGAGGUUGUGGUUGCUCUGUCCGAAGAUGAAGAGCCGUCCAUUGCGGAAAUUUGCCAAAGCACCCUGUCUGCAUUGCAGCAGCUUCCCAGCCGUGCUGGAGUGUUCGACGAAAAUGCCGAAAUUUUGCUGGAUACACAUUUGAAUAAGUUGCCACGAAUUCUGCACCGUUGGGAUGAUAAUGAACAAUUUGCAGAGCUGUUAUUCUUUAAAGGCUUUGUGCGCAAUAUCAACUCAGAUAAACUACAGUUGUUCUUGUUAGUGCCCAAGAAUUUAGAUUUGUUCGUGAUGUGUGUACUAACUGCACUGGAUUUGCAAACCACACGUGAUUUGCUCAAUGAAGAGUACUCCCUACGUAGCAUACAGGAAAGCAGUGACAAUAAAUUGCUACAAAAGCUGCAUUGGCGCCAAUUCAAAUACCUGAGAGCGAAGCGGAACGUGGAUAUACUAUAUGACAUAGUCAUGUUAUUGGGUUGUAAGGAAGCUUUAAAUCAUCUUAUAUUUGAUUACUGUAUAGACAGAAUUCAGCAGCGAAGUUCAGUUAUGAACGAGGCAAUUUUAUUAUUGACCCUCUUGGUGCCUUCACGUGAAAAUCGCCUGAGCAAUAAUCAUCAGAUAUUGGCAGAACAAUUGUUAGAGCAGGUACUCAAUGAAGAGCACUGGAACUUAGCCCUCAAACCUGAUUCUCUGUGGCACCUCAAGACAGAUAAGCCAUCAGCUUGGUCUGAAGACCGCACGCCAGGUCUUUAUGAGGCUGCGAUCGAAGUGCGUACACAGGACUACGAUUCGGAUGAUGAUAGCGAACAAAUCAGCAAUAGAGUGAGCAUAUUGGAUGCCCAGUAUAAUGUCUUACAUACUUGUAUCGUCCUAGACGCUUUGGGACAUUGUGCGCAAUUUAUGGGCAAUUCAUUUGACCGUUAUGUAUUUCGUAGUUUGCACCAAGUGCUGCUGAAGCUGGCUAGCAGCAAUUGCAUCAUACAUGAGGCUGCAACAUUUGCGUUCAAGUCUAUGCAGCUUGCGCUAAGUUACACAGAACCAUCACAAUUUAUAGAGCGUUCCACAGACUAUAUAACAUAUCAUCUAUAUGCAAUGCUCAGGAGGGCGCCUGAGAGCAGCGCCGCCGUAGAAAUCCUGGCCGUGGUACUACAAUACAGCACGAGUGCAAAUGUGUCCCACCUGGACAGUAUCUUUGAUACGAUACGUGAGGAGUGUGCCAAGUCUUAUCAAAGCAACAAUUUGCAUUCGUACCUGCGUGUAUUUCAUGCUUUUUUGAAACAUGUUGCAAAGUGGCAGAGUCUGAGUGCUGCGGAAAUAAAGGAGUAUCCCAUGCAAGUGGAUAUAGUUGAACAGGACUUCCUCAACACUUGGCUAGAUAUACUCAAGAAGCCGCCUAUUCUGGACGCUUCAAUUAAUGCUCAAAAUGAGGCUACCACUGAUUUCGACAUAACUGAGCCAGUAGAAAAGGAAAACGAACCGGAACCGGAGGACUCCCUUUCAACAGCGCCUACUCUACCGCGACACAUUCAAAUGACUAAGGAUAUAUUGCACCAAAUCGUCAAACUCGUUUCAUGCACGGAGCAAACUCAACAAAUUCUGGCGCUGGAAUGUCUCGCUACCGGCAUUCCACUACUUGUUGACUACGAGGACGAGCUACUCCCGUUGGUCCAUCUCAUGUGGCAGCCGCUAAUUGAGAAAUGUAGACAAAAGGAUGCUCUAGUGUUGAAUCGCUGCUUCGACCUUCUUCAAAUCCUAGGUGUCUAUGCUAAAGAUUUCAUAUUAAAACGCAGUGUUAGCGAUGUGAUACCACAGCUGAAGCUGUUCCUCAAAACUGCGGGUGCGCACAGCAGAGUUGAGUCCUCCCUCGCACUGACUCAGGAGUACAAACUGCAACUAAAGUUACUGAAGCAUUUACCGAGCUUCAUUCAAAGUGUACAGCUUGAUGGCAAGCAUUUACAUGAGCUGCUCGGUAUUGUAGCGUUGUAUUUGUCGCAGACACAACCCAAAGAACUACAAACACUCGCCGUACAAUUCUAUCAAGGGCUAAUGCCCUAUAAUGCUCCAUUUGUGUAUGUAACGCUGCUCCCACGCGCACAUCUGCAGGACUACAAGGCAAAUGUGUCGGAGCUGGUAUCUGGCAUGGGUUUUGAAUUAUGGAAGUUAUAAAGUAGAAUGUCUUAUAUAAUAAAAUUCCAUUUUAUUGUUUCACAA